UUUUUUGCUGAGUUUACAUGUAUUCAUCAAAAGGUGAACUGUGGUAUACAAACAGAAAUAUACUAUACCAAGCAAACGUUAUACCUGGCUAUUUUUGUAUAUAAUUCUGCCAAAAUAAAUAUAGUCAAAGUCUGUGAAGACAAUUAGAAAGAGUUGUGGAGAAAAUGUAUGCCCUUUCAUCAGUUGAAAUUUGAAAACAAAAAUACAAAUUAAAUGUACCCUAUUAAAGGUAUUACAUUUGUGCAAUUCAAAUGGUCAUUGCUGGAAGGGAUGCAGCUAAUGUCAAAAUGUGCAUGUUACAGUGGCGUCAGGGAGAAUGCUAGCAAACCCUGGCCCAUUUCCUAACCUCAACCUAAUUCUCCUUACCUGGGACAUUAAUGACCUAAUCUGCUGUAAAUUCUCCUAACAUGCUACGAAAGAUCACUUCGGACAUUAGCUGCAUCCCGUCUAGCCAAAAACAAUACAAAUUGUACUUCUUGUAGAUCCCUCCAUAGACAGCUCGUUGGUCAAAUGUGAUUGGUCCAUAUGAACACUACAAUUCAGGAAGAAGGAAAUCAAUAGCCAAUGGGCAUUGGCACAACCGGCAGGAGCAAUCUAAAGCCUUUCUAUUAGAAAUACGUAACGUCAUAAAGGUAUACGGACAUGAGGCGUACUUGCGAAGCACUGUAAAGCUAUUUCCAUAUGGAAUAUAAACUCGGAAUACAAGUGUUUCUCCUAUUGUUUUGGAGAUCGGCUUUAGAUGCACUGGUGUCGGAGAAUGACGGAGGCUGGUCGUCAAAUUCAGAAUACAGUUUGACUGAUGAGGGUCCUUGCAACAUUGACAUCUGGGACAAAGCUUCGUUAUCACAUCGCCAGUUUAUCCAACAAUAUGCAUACUCCAAACCAGUCAUCCUUAAAGGUUUCUCUGACAAUACGAAAUUCCAGUUCUUGUGCUCCAAGUCGAGCCUGCUGCAGCAGUAUGGAGAGAGGAUGGUGAGGCUCAGUACUGCCAACACCUACUCUUACAGGAAAGUGGAUGUCCGGUUUGAGGAGUUUGUGGAUUUGCUGCUGAGGCCUCAGUCUGUGGACACACUGGGCAGUGACACUCUGUAUUUCUUUGGGGACAACAACUUCACGGAGUGGCACUCUCUGUUUGAGAACUACAAGGCACCACGCUACAUGCUGCCUCACACCACAGGGGCCUACAGCUUCGGGAUUGCAGGCCCGGGAACCGGUGUGCCCUUCCAUUGGCAUGGACCUGGCUACUCUGAGGUCAUCUAUGGCAGGAAGCGCUGGUUCCUGUACCCCCCGGACAAGGCGCCCCAUUUCCACCCCAACUACACCACCCUGUCCUGGGUCAAAGACACAUACCCUUACCUGCUUGAGGAGAAGCCCAUAGAGUGCACCAUCCGGCCAGGAGAGGUGCUGUAUUUCCCUGACCGCUGGUGGCACGCCACGCUCAAUCUGGACACCAGUGUCUUCAUAUCCACCUUCCUGGGCUGACCCCUGACCAAAGCCCUGUUUAGAAUACUUUCAACAUUCAUCAUUCCUUUUUCCCCUGAGGAAAUCAUAGAUUUAUUGCACAGUUCACACACACACAGUGGUUCCUGAUUAGUGAGGGGGAGCAGGAAGGAUGCACUUUUAAAAAGUAUCAUGUCAACUGAAAUGGCACCACACCACUCCUGUCAAUUGAAAACUGCCCAAAAAGUUAUCAAAAGCUGUAUUUCUGUUGUCGUCAUAACUACUAUGUAGAUCAGUGUUCCAUCUGUUCAGAGACAAAGAAACAAAGUGGUCAAAGACUAUUGGAACGUCUGCUGACCAAUAGGAGAUGAGUGUGGCUUGUUCUGACUGUAUUCCCUGGAAGUCACACACUGGUUUUCCAGCCGUUUCCACUUCUGGGACUUUUCCCAUCGGUUCCAUGGUACCGGGCCAACUAGGUCAAAUGCAGCUAAUAUAUUUGACAUUUAUUUAAAUAAAGUACUUGAAAAUAA
Messenger RNA from Oncorhynchus gorbuscha (pink salmon), 1970 nucleotides. It is a transcript of the gene jmjd8, whose product is annotated as jumonji domain containing 8. The transcript has 9 exons. The record is from RefSeq and is a predicted model, not a curated record. Bases 682 to 1482 code for a protein of 266 amino acids. Gene Ontology annotation, cellular component: cytoplasm. NCBI's taxonomy places the organism in Eukaryota, Metazoa, Chordata, Actinopteri, Salmoniformes, Salmonidae.